This is a messenger RNA of Ostertagia ostertagi, 237 nucleotides long. The record is from the annotation of a GenBank genome assembly. Lineage: Eukaryota; Metazoa; Nematoda; Chromadorea; Rhabditida; Trichostrongylidae.
AUGGGUUUUUGGUUCAGUCUGAUAUGGGCACUAGCGGACACGAAUCGGGACGGUAUGCUUGACGUUCGAGAAUUCUCCAUAGCUAUGCGGUUGACACGAAAUUGCCUCGCCGGUCUUCCAUUACCUCCCACUCUACCUCCAUCUCUGAUGCAAGUGCCAGUCGGAAGUGGUCCACCACAAGUGCAACCGCACAUGAAUGCGAUGCCACAUCCGAAUGCUGUGUAUACACCAGGUUAG